This is a messenger RNA of Mandrillus leucophaeus (drill), 2429 nucleotides long. RefSeq names its product holocarboxylase synthetase (biotin-(proprionyl-CoA-carboxylase (ATP-hydrolysing)) ligase) (gene HLCS). Bases 249 to 2429 code for a protein of 726 amino acids. NCBI's taxonomy places the organism in Eukaryota, Metazoa, Chordata, Mammalia, Primates, Cercopithecidae. Gene Ontology annotation, molecular function: biotin--[biotin carboxyl-carrier protein] ligase activity. The record is from RefSeq and is a predicted model, not a curated record. The transcript is spliced from 10 exons. Gene Ontology annotation, cellular component: cytoplasm. Gene Ontology annotation, biological process: protein modification process.
CCAUUGAAGACUUGAACAAGUGGGCUCUAUUUCUUGUGUCUCCUUUUAUACUUGAAGCAGAACACAUAGCAUUUGUGACAGAGAGCAUUUGGGUACAAAGUGAGAAUUUACAGAGAUCAUCCUCUUCUUCAGAAACUGUUGUCAAGUGGUCAGACUGUUGUUUGCCAUUAGCUUGCAGACCUGGGGAUCCUUAUCGGCUAAUUGCUGAAGCAAGUGUGGACAACUUCAGCAAGCUGGGGGUGGCGUUCAUGGAAGAUAGACUCCACAUGGAUAAUGGACUGGUACCCCAAAAGAUUAUGUCGGUGCGCUUGCAGGACUCCACUCUGAAGGAAGUUAAGGAUCAAGCCUCAAACAAGCAAGCCCAGAUCCUAGAGCCGAAGCCCGAACCUUCUCUUGAGAUUAAGCCUGAGCAGGACGGUAUGGAGCACGUUGGCAGAGAUGACCCAAAGGCUCUUGGUGAAGAACCCAAACAAAGGAGAGGCAGUGCCUCUGGGAGUGAGCCUGCUGGGGACAGUGACAGGGGAGGGGGCCCCAUUGAGCAUUAUCACCUCCAUCUGUCUAGUUGCCACGAGUGUCUGGAACUUGAGAACAGCACCAUUGAGUCAGUCAAGUUUGCAUCUGCCGAGAACAUUCCAGACCUUCCCUACGAUUAUAGCAGCAGUUUGGAGAGUGUUGCUGAUGAGACCUCCCCUGAAAGAGAAGGGAGAAGAGUCAACCUCACAGGAAAGGCGCCUAACAUCCUCCUCUAUGUGGGCUCCGACUCCCAGGAAGCCCUCGGCCGGUUCCACGAGGUCCGGUCCGUGCUGGCUGACUGUGUGGACAUUGACAGUUACGUUCUCUACCACUUGCUGGAGGACAGUGCUCUCAGAGACCCGUGGACGGACAACUGUCUGCUGUUGGUCAUUGCUACCAGGGAGUCCAUUCCCGAAGACCUGUACCAGAAGUUCAUGGCCUAUCUUUCUCAGGGAGGGAAGGUGUUGGGCCUGUCUUCGUCCUUCACCUUUGGUGGCUUUCAGGUGACAAGCAAGGGUGCACUGUGGAAGACAGUCCAGAACCUGGUUUUCUCCAAGGCUGACCAGAGCGAGGUGAAGCUCAGCGUCUUGAGCAGUGGCUGCAGGUACCAGGAAGGCCCCGUCCGGCUCAGCCCUGGUGGGCUCCAGGGCCACCUGGAGAAUGAUGACAAGGACAGGAUGAUUGUGCAUGUGCCUUUUGGAACUCACGGGGGAGAAGCUGUUCUUUGCCAGGUGCACUUGGAACUACCUCCGAGCUCCGACAUAGUGCAAACUCCAGAAGAUUUUAACUUGCUUAAGUCAAGCAAUUUUAGAAGAUAUGAAGUCCUUAGAGAGAUUCUGACAACCCUUGGCCUCAGCUGUGACAUGAAACAAGUUCCUGCCUUAACUCCUCUUUACUUGCUCUUGGCUGCGGAGGAAAUCCGGGAUCCUCUUAUGCAGUGGCUUGGGAAACACGUGGACGCCGAGGGAGAAAUAAAAUCCAGCCAGCUCUCUCUUAGAUUUGUUUCAUCCUACGUGUCUGAAGUAGAAAUAACCCCAUCUUGUAUACCUGUAGUGACCAACAUGGAGGCCUUCUCAUCAGAAAAUUUCAACUUGGAGAUCUAUCGCCAAAAUCUGCAGACCAAGCAGUUGGGGAAAGUAAUUUUGUUUGCCGAAGUGACCCCCACAACGAUGCGUCUCCUGGAUGGGUUGAUGUUUCAGACACCACAGGAAAUGGGUUUAAUAGCGAUCGCAGCCCGGCAGACCCAGGGCAAAGGACGGGGAGGGAAUGCGUGGCUGAGCCCCGUGGGAUGUGCUCUUUCUACUCUGCUCAUCUCCAUCCCACUGAGAUCCCAGCUGGGACAGAGGAUCCCGUUUGUCCAGCAUCUGAUGUCCGUGGCUGUCGUGGAAGCGGUGAGGUCCAUUCCCAAGUAUCAGGAUAUCAACUUACGAGUGAAGUGGCCCAACGAUAUUUAUUACAGCGACCUCAUGAAGAUCGGCGGAGUUCUGGUUAACUCAACGCUCAUGGGAGAAACAUUUCAUAUACUUAUUGGCUGUGGAUUUAAUGUGACUAACAGUAACCCUACCAUCUGCAUCAACGACCUCGUCACAGAAUACAAUAAGCAACACAAGGCCGAACUGAAGCCCUUAAGAGCCGAUUAUCUCAUCGCCAGAGUCGUGACUGUGCUGGAGAAACUGAUCGAAGAGUUUCAGGACAAAGGGCCCAACAGCGUCCUUCCCCUUUAUUACCGAUACUGGGUCCACAGUGGUCAGCAAGUCCAUCUGGGCAGUGCGGACGGACCAAAGGUGUCCAUCGUUGGCCUGGACGAUUCUGGCUUCCUCCAGGUUCACCAGGAGGGUGGCGAGGUUGUGACUGUACACCCCGAUGGCAACUCCUUCGACAUGCUGAGAAACCUCAUCCUCCCCAAACGGCGGUAA